UACGGCUACUGUGUUGUGUUUUGUACAGUCUGCACACAGUAGCACAAUUACUUAUGAUAGUUUCAACGUAAUUCACGUCGUUUUAAAAAGGGACAAGAAAACGUAAACCCUGUUAACAAACCGAAAAUGGAGGAUGACGCUCCUGUCAUUUAUGGUCUCGAAUUUCAGGCACGGGCACUUACUGCCCAGACAGCUGAAACUGAUGCCAUUCGUUUCCUCGUGGGCACACAGUCUCUGAAAUUUGACAACCAGAUCCACAUCAUUGACUUUGAUGAUGAGAAUAACAUCAUUAAUAAGAAUGUCCUUCUGCACCAAGCUGGGGAGAUAUGGCACAUUGGCGCCAGUCCUGCAGAUAAGGCUGUGCUUACCACCUGCUAUAACAAAACCAGUGACAGCAGGGUGGUUUCCUGUGCAGCAGUAUGGCGGAUGCCCUCUGACUGGGAGACAGGUAGCCAUGAGUCACCUGACGACACCGCUCACAACCCCCAAACGCUGGAGCUGCUCUGCCACCUAGACGACAGUGUCCACGGCAACACUGCCUGUGUGCUUUGGGAGCCCAUGGGGGACGGCAAGCGUGUGAUUUCAUUGGCUGAUAACCAUGCACUACUGUGGGACCUGCAGGAGAGCUCCACACAGGCCGUGGUCUCCAGCACUGCCACGCUGGAGGGCAAAGGUCAGCUGAAGUUCACCUCGGGCAAGUGGAGCCCCCACCACAACUGCAGUCAGCUCGCCACAGCGAAUGACACGGCCAUACGAGGCUGGGACCUUCGCACUAUGAGUCAGAUCUACUGUAUAGAGAACGCCCAUGGCCAGCUGGUGCGUGACCUGGACUUCAACCCCAACCGCCAGUACUACCUGGCCAGCUGCGGAGACGACUGCAAGGUCAAGUUCUGGGAUGUCCGCAACGUUCAGGAGCCUGUCAAGACCCUGGAGGAGCACUCGCACUGGGUGUGGAGCGUCCGCUACAACCACAGCCAUGACCAGCUGGUGUUGACAGCCAGCAGUGACAGUCGCCUCAUUCUCUCCAAUAUGGUGUCCAUCUCCUCGGAGCCAUUCGGACACUUAGUGGACGACGAGGAGCUCAGUGAGGGCGAGGACAACCACCAGGACGACAAGAGUAAGGAGCCCCUAAAGGACAGCGUGGUGUCCACCUACGAGGAGCACGAGGACAGUGUGUACGCGGCGGAGUGGUCGUCAGCUGACCCCUGGCUCUUUGCCUCACUCAGCUACGAUGGACGCCUCGUCAUCAACAGGGUCCCACGUGCGCUCAAAUAUCGCAUCCUGCUCUGAGAGGGGAAGGGAGGGGCAGGUGAUCUGAACGUGUUUGUGUGUGUUUGUACAGCAACAGCGCAAAAGAAGAGAGGACAACACAUCCAUUCACAUAGACAUUCCAUUAUAACUUGGUAGGAUGUGCUGUCUGCGGCUCUGCAAACAGGCAGCGAUGGCAAAGAGUGUGUGUGUGAUGUAAAUAUCCUGUAAUACAUAUGUUCCAUUGACCCCUGUAAACAAGAAUCUGUUCUGGAAAUCACAGAUAUUUCUUCAUCUUCGCGUUACUCCAUAAAGCCCUCUGUGUCAUAUAAUUAUCUGCA
Seriola aureovittata is the source of this 1589-nucleotide messenger RNA. It is a transcript of the gene eipr1, whose product is annotated as EARP complex and GARP complex interacting protein 1. Gene Ontology annotation, molecular function: protein binding. The record is from RefSeq and is a predicted model, not a curated record. Gene Ontology annotation, biological process: protein ubiquitination. NCBI's taxonomy places the organism in Eukaryota, Metazoa, Chordata, Actinopteri, Carangiformes, Carangidae. The coding region runs from base 127 to 1290 and encodes 387 amino acids. The transcript has 9 exons.